AUGUCAUCACAAGAGGAUGCAAUCAUAAAAAAUGCUGACAUGGACUCAGCGAUGCAGAAGGAUGCUGUGAGUGUAGCAACUGAGGCCUUUGAAAAGUUCAGCAUUGAAAAGGAUGUCGCUGCUCACAUCAAAAGGGAGUUCGACAAACGAUAUGCACCCAACUGGCACUGCAUUGUGGGCAAAAACUUUGGCAGCUAUGUAACUCAUGAAGCAAACCAUUUCAUUUACUUCUACCUCGGAAACACGGCUGUCCUCCUUUACAAGGCAGGGUAG
Echinococcus granulosus is the source of this 273-nucleotide messenger RNA. Its product is annotated as Dynein light chain LC6, flagellar outer arm. Gene Ontology annotation, biological process: cilium assembly; microtubule-based process. The transcript is spliced from 2 exons. Lineage: Eukaryota; Metazoa; Platyhelminthes; Cestoda; Cyclophyllidea; Taeniidae. Gene Ontology annotation, cellular component: cytoplasmic dynein complex. Bases 1 to 273 code for a protein of 90 amino acids. The record is from RefSeq and is a predicted model, not a curated record. Gene Ontology annotation, molecular function: dynein intermediate chain binding; dynein light intermediate chain binding.